Monosiga brevicollis MX1 is the source of this 1487-nucleotide messenger RNA. RefSeq lists its product as uncharacterized. Gene Ontology annotation, molecular function: cysteine-type deubiquitinase activity; K48-linked deubiquitinase activity. Lineage: Eukaryota; Choanoflagellata; Craspedida; Salpingoecidae. The transcript is spliced from 11 exons. Gene Ontology annotation, cellular component: membrane. Bases 153 to 1487 code for a protein of 444 amino acids. Gene Ontology annotation, biological process: vesicle-mediated transport; protein K48-linked deubiquitination. The record is from RefSeq and is a predicted model, not a curated record.
UACGGGUCGCAGGCGUGGGGGUGUCGGGUUGCAACGGGCCGUGCGUGGGUCCUGGUGGAUUGGAUUCAAGGAGCGAGUCUUUGGUGUGAUUGCAUUUCAGAGCCAAGGCGUUGGAGGUGACAACCGCACGCUCGCACGCCACACCAGUCACCAUGCAGGACCGGAGUCGCGAGUUUCAGGCUACUGUCCAGGCUCUUCGUGCCAGCGUGGGUGGCCGUCAGGAGGAGCGACCAAAGACCCAGUUGUUCAUCACAGCCAACAACAUCAACAAAGGCAUCACAGAAUGUCACAACAAACUGCACCAGCUCCAGCUCCUAUCUCAGAACAAGGGCAUGUUUGGAGACCGGCCCGUAGAAAUUCAAGAGCUCACCUCGAUCAUCAAAGAGGAGCUCGGGCAACUCAAUUUGGCGGUUAAAAAGCUGCAGGAGCACGUCAAGAAGGAAAACAAUCGCUGGAGCGAACACAAAAAGGUGCACCACAACACCAUCGUCACGUCGCUAAACAAGCGCCUCAAGUCAGCCACGGAAAAAUUCAAAAAGACUCUUGAGCAACGAACCGCCAAUCUGAAAGCCGCCCGGCAACGCCGGUCAGAGUUCUCCGGCAAGGGCUUUGACGGUAUGGGCGCCGGCGGCAUGUCCGACAUGCCCACGCUCAUGAGCACGCAGCAGGCCAUGCAGCAACACGGUGACAGCGCAGCGGGUGGCCCAGGCAAUGGCAAUGGCGGCGUCAUGGAGCCGGAUGAGAUGGACACGGAGGCAGAGCUGCUGGAGGGGCUUGUGCUCAGCUCCAUGAUUGGGCCGCUGGGGAAAGAGCAAUUUUUACAGAUGGAUAACUUUAUCUGGGCCAACGCCGACGAUGCUGCUGCAGCUGGCCGCGCUCAGGGUCCUUGGUUUCAGCAGGGCUUUGAAAUGACGACGGCAGCUCAGAGUGCAAGCCCCGUCUUCUUUGCCCAGCAUGCCAAUGGCCCUUGUGCCGUCUUGGCCGCUGUGCAAGCACAUGUUAUAGAACACCUGCAGCAUACUUUAGGCAUCGAUUUGUUUGCCGCUACUCCACAGGAGGCCGACGCCGCCUUUACCGAGGCCAUUGUGCGCUGCCUUUGGAAUGAAAGCGGGCGCGCCGAGCUUAUUCUGGCCGAUCCCGACGCGCAGGAACGGGGCAUGUCCAUGAGCCUGGACGGAGAUGACGACAUGCAGAGCCCUUCGCGCGAAUGGUUUCGCACAGCCCAGCCACUGCACUACAUGGUGCAGAGCCGCGAACUCGCUGUGCAUCUCGUUCAAUCACACUUGCCCCAAUUUCGGGCUCCUGGUGGUCUGGCCCUUCUUCUGUACUCAGCCAUCCUCACCACCGGCCUUGAGGACGUUCGUGCCCAAGCCGGUGGCGGUCUUAGCAGUCUGAUUGACGAGGACGCCUGUGCCGAUCAAUGUCUGAUGAAUCUUCUCCUGACCCAUGAAGCGCAUUCCUCAGUCAGUGCUUAUUCUCUCUCCUGA